ACUUGAAAACGACAACUUCAAGGCCAGAAAUUACCCGGAAAACCAGACAAUUUGGUAAGAAAUUACCGAGAAACCCGAGAAGAACCAAAGAAAAAACCAGACAACUGCAAUCCGAGGUCAAAGGUCACGCUGAAUUCGACGAAACAACCAUGUUCGCUCUAGUCUACUUCCCGACUCUGCGAAACCAUUCCGUGCUGGGUCUUGGGGAGCUAUCGUCGGCUGUCGCCGAAGGAGAUCAAGUCUAUUUGAAUGUACCAGGAGCAGGCGCAGGCACGGGGUCAGUCAGUCCCGGUGCCGGUGGGGGAGGUCAUUUUGCCCAAAACCACUCCAGACUGCCAAUUCAAGUGCUCGAAAUCGGCACACGCCACGAGCUGCACGCACUCAGACGUGCACAUCAAACAGUGAACAACAGCAGCGCCGCGAACGCAGCAGCAAAGGCACGUGUGGUUUUUUUUGCACCAAAUUUCAAAAUUUUCGGUUUAUUUUUCACCACCACCACAUCGUUUCUGGUUAAUUUCCCAGCUAAUGGGGAAGCAGCAGCAGCCGGUGUCACCACUCGUCAACGCGGUACCAAACGUCCUCACUCAACAACCAAUACAUCCGACGAACACGGCCAGACCAAGUCCGACCCUACCCUGACCUCGAGCUCAAGCUCAGUUGCCCACGAUCCUACCACCACCACCUCGCCAACCUCAGCCCAAACGACGCACCACCUAUUCGGUGCCCUCACAUCACUGCCCGGACUGNGAACGCAGCAACAAAGGCACGUGUGGUUUUUUUUGCACCAAAUUCCAAAAUUUUCGGAAUGGUCACAGCAGUGUGCUCAAUGGGCCGCAUGUCAACGUGCCAUCGACAACUAUACCGUCUGGUUCCAAAACAGAACCGCCGUGAGCAGUAACCCAUCGGUCGUAUCGACGUUCGCCAACGGAGAGAGGGAUAUUUGGUCCCAAGUGGGUCAAAAUCCAGACGAUAGUGUUGGCGAUAGUAACGGUAUUAAAGACGAACCUCUGGACGGGACGGAUGACCCCGAUUCCGACUCACCUGCACCCACC
Anisakis simplex (herring worm) is the source of this 1052-nucleotide messenger RNA. NCBI's taxonomy places the organism in Eukaryota, Metazoa, Nematoda, Chromadorea, Rhabditida, Anisakidae. The record is from the annotation of a GenBank genome assembly.